CUGGUCAAAGCCGCUGCUUGCUAGCUGCUUCUCUGGCUCAGAAGACGAGGAAUUCAGGUGUUUGGGCUCUUUCUUUUUCUAAGAGCCAACAGCCUGGGUCAUCUGUGUCUUUGUCCCCUAAGAAGUGGAAACCCAGAGCUGUGUCCAUGGAGCCCUGCCGGUCCCUGGCCCUGUUUGCUGGCUCUCUGGGCCUGACUUCUUCUCUGAUUGCUCUGACCACUGACUUCUGGAUAGUGGCCACAGGUCCUCACUUCUCUGCCCACUCUGGCCUCUGGCCAACGAGCCAAGAGACUCAAGUAGCAGGUUAUAUCCAUGUGACACAGAGCUUCUGUAUCCUGGCUGUCCUGUGGGGCCUGGUGUCUGUGAGCUUCCUGGUUCUGUCUUGCAUCCCAGCUUUGUCUGCUCCUGGCCGUGGCCCUCUGGUCUCAACUGUCAUGGCUUUUUCUGCAGGUAUUAAUGGGAUCUGGGCUGCUGGGACACCUAGGUUGGUGAAUCCUGCAGGGGCCAAGCUGACUCAGCUGUCUCUUGUUCUUGUCCCCAGCUCUCUCCAUAUUAGUGGCUAUGGCAGUGUACACCAGUAUGAGAUGGAGCCAGACUCCAUUUCCUCAAGUCCAGACAUUCUUCUCCUGGUCCUUCUACCUAGGCUGGGUCUCCUUCAUCCUCUUCCUCUUUGCAGGCUGCCUGAGCCUGGGUGCUCACUGUAGAACCCGUCGGGCUGAGUAUGAAACCUUGUGAACAAGAACAGCAGGGUCAUCAGGAUGUUUGGAGCCUUGUCCUCUCAGGAGCUACAAAAGGAAUGCAGAAUUCUGUCUCUGUCCCUCCCACCUUGCCUUAUCCUUCAUUGGUUUCUUCACACACUCAAUAAAGAAGUAU
This is a messenger RNA of Mus caroli (Ryukyu mouse), 873 nucleotides long. The record is from RefSeq and is a predicted model, not a curated record. Lineage: Eukaryota; Metazoa; Chordata; Mammalia; Rodentia; Muridae.